Messenger RNA from Exophiala mesophila, 1260 nucleotides. RefSeq lists its product as uncharacterized. NCBI's taxonomy places the organism in Eukaryota, Fungi, Ascomycota, Eurotiomycetes, Chaetothyriales, Herpotrichiellaceae. The coding region runs from base 1 to 1260 and encodes 419 amino acids. Gene Ontology annotation, molecular function: catalytic activity. The record is from RefSeq and is a predicted model, not a curated record. The transcript has a single exon.
AUGCCUCAAAUACUCAAAAUCGGCGUAAGCCAGUCGCAGACGCUGGCCACAACGGCCGACACACUCGCUGCCCUGCGAAACACCACCGAACUUGCUGCUUCCAAGGACAUCUCCAUCCUGCUAUUCCCAGAGGCUUAUCUGGGCGGAUACCCUCGAACCUGUGCGUUUGGCGCCUCUAUCGGAUCUCGUACCGAUGAAGGGCGUAACCAGUUCCUCGCAUACCACCGGUCAGCCGUCGAUCUAGGUGACACGCCUAACGGAGCGGGCGACGAUUGGCUCGAUCGCAAACUGCCUGUCAAUAAAGAGACAGGCCGGAGAGGUGAUGGAACAAGAGAGAUUCUGGAAGAUAUUGCUCGUGAGACAGGUGUCUUUAUCGUCACAGGUCUAGUCGAGAAGACUGUUGGUAGCCUCUACUGUACAGCCGUCUACGUUGACCCGGUUCGCGGCAUGAUUGGAAAGAGGAGAAAGGUGAUGCCGACUGGGUCUGAACGAUUGGUGUGGGCACAAGGUCAACCCAGCACGCUCAAAGCCGUGACUGCAACCAUCAAGGGCGUCAAAGUCGUCAUGGGCUGCGCUAUCUGUUGGGAGAACUUCAUGCCUCUGUUGCGAUACUCGAUUUACAGUCAAGGCGUCAAUCUAUGGUUGGCUCCUACCGCCGACCCCAGAGACACUUGGGAGAGUCUGGUCAAGACCAUUGCCUGUGAAGGAAGAUGUUUCGUCCUCACUGCCAACCAAGCCACCAAGCGAAAGGACUUGCCUGAAUGGAUCACCGGCCAGGCCAAAGAGACCGGUCGCGGAAGAGAGCAACUAACCAAUGGAGCCUCCAGCAGCGGUGGCACUGUUGUUACCAACGGUCCUGCCUCUACCCAAAGACGCCGCUCCAUGUCUACACGAACCGAAGAAAAUCACGAGAUUGCGUGGCGAUGUAAGGAUAAUGUCAUUUCCGAAGAAUCAACACUCGACGAAGCUGGCAUCAGUACGAAAUUGCAGAACACCUCCUUGGCACCUGAAGAGACUGCCUCUGUCGUCGACUCAUCUGAAGAAUAUGUUUCUGCUGGAGGUAGUUGUAUUGUCAAUCCCAUGGGCAAAACCAUUCAAGGACCAGUCUGGAAUAAGCAGGAUCAGCUUCUCUACGCCGAAGUCGAUUUCGACGAUUGUGAUAGAGGACAUAUGGACUUUGACGCUGUUGGUCAUUAUAGUCGGCCAGAUGCCUUUAAAUUGACGGUUGAGGGCUUGGAUUUGGUGCCUCCGCCUUCUUGA